This is a messenger RNA of Rhodamnia argentea, 2186 nucleotides long. RefSeq names its product xyloglucan galactosyltransferase KATAMARI1 homolog. The coding region runs from base 116 to 2050 and encodes 644 amino acids. NCBI's taxonomy places the organism in Eukaryota, Viridiplantae, Streptophyta, Magnoliopsida, Myrtales, Myrtaceae. The transcript has a single exon. The record is from RefSeq and is a predicted model, not a curated record. Gene Ontology annotation, molecular function: glycosyltransferase activity.
GGACAAGUUCUCUCAUCGUCUCUAGCAACGCUGAGUAUUUCGUUUCUUGGAUCGUUGUGCUACAUGAGGACGAUCGCAUCGUGCAUGCCGGGAAGAGCUCGAGGAUAGGGAAGCGAUGGAAAAAGCACUCGUUUCUCGGUGUCGGAGUCGAUUGUGGUUUAUCAUCUUGGGUGGCUUUCUUAUUUGGUUCGCAUUGAUUUCGUUGUUCCGUGCGAAUCCUAUCCAUUUAGUGAAUUAUAAAUCCAUAUAUGUUGCCGAGAGCUACACUCAGAACAACAUCGUAUGGAGCGAUGAUGCAAGUACUAAAGGCGAGAUUGGAAGACCGUUCGAGGGCCUUGGAUUUAAGGAAGAUGCUCCGGAUAGGUCCUCUGUCGAAGAAGGCCUUGUUCAUGAAAAUACUAGAGGCGAGAUUGGAAGACCGUUCAAGGGCGUAGAAUUUAAGGAGAAUGCUCCGGAUAGGUCCUCUGUCAAAGAAGGCCUUGUUCGUGUGAAUCCUAGAGGCGAGAUUGGCAGACCGUUCGAGUGUGUAGAAUUUCAGGAAGAUGCUCCAGAGAGGUCCUCUGUCGAAGAAUGCCUUGUUCACGCGAAUACUAAAGGCGAGGUUGGAAGACGGUUCGGGGGCGUAGAAUUUGAGGAAGAUGCUCCAGAUAGUCCCUCUGUUGAAGAAGGCCUUGUUCAUGCAAAUACUAAAGGCGAGGUUCGAAGACCGUUUGAGGGCGUAGAAUUUAAGGAAGAUGUUCCGGAGGGUUCCUCUGUUGAGGAAGGCCUUGUGAGCAAGACUAAUAGUUUGCUUCCUGGUUCGGAGAUUGCAGAAGAAAAGGCAGCUAGGCAAGAUGGAGAUUCAAUGUCCUGCGAAGGGCGAUACAUUUUCGUUUACAGGCUGCCGAGGCAAUUCAAUGUGGACAUGCUCAGGCAUUGCCAGUCGCUUAGUAAUUGGACAGAUAUGUGCGACACGUUGGCAAACUACGGUCUUGGCCCUCGGCUUCCUAACUCCAAUAAGGUUCUAGGAAACACUGGCUGGUACGACACUAAUCAGUUCUCAUUGGAGGUCAUUUUUCACAACAGGAUGAAACAGUACAAGUGCUUGACCAAUGACUCCUCGGUGGCUUCGGCAAUUUUCGUACCCUAUUACGCGGGCCUCGACGUGGCGAGGUACCUGUGGGAUACUGAUAAAAGCUUGAGAGAUGCUGGUCCGUCCGAUCUGGUCCGGUGGCUCAGGAGAAGACCCGAGUGGAAAGUCAUGGGGGGAAAGGAUCAUUUCUUAGUCGCCGGCAGAAUUGUUUGGGAUUUCAGGAGAGAAAAUGAGGAACCCCCCAAUUGGGGUAACAAUCUCGUGGUUUUGCCGGAAUCGAUGAACAUGACCAUCCUAGUACUCGAAUCAUCGCUUGUGCCUAAGGCUAACGAUUUCGCUAUACCGUACCCCACCUACUUCCACCCUUCGAAGGACAUCGAAGUACGCCAAUGGCAAAGAAGAAUGAGAAGCCUAAAAAGGCCUUACCUGUUCUCUUUCGCGGGUGCUCCGAGGAAAAACUUACGGAACUCUAUCCGUAACGAGAUCAUCAGCCAAUGCCGUGCUUCGAGAAGGAGAUGCAACCUACUGGAAUGCAGUUCCAGGGGAAAACAGUGCUACAAUCCGAUCAUCUUGAUGAAGCUGUUUCAGAGUUCCACCUUCUGCUUGCAACCUCCCGGGGAUUCGUACACCAGAAGGUCGGCCUUUGACUCUAUCCUAGCAGGGUGCAUCCCUGUUUUCUUCCACAGCGGUUCAGCUUAUGACCAAUACAAGUGGCAUUUACCCGGCGAUCACUCCAAAUAUUCCGUGUUCAUACCGGAAAAUCUCGUGAGGGAUGGGAAGGUCACGCUCGAGAAGCUGUUGCUUCACAUUUCGAGGAAGGAUGUAUCCGCCAUGCAAGAGGAGGUGAUACGGCUCAUCCCGGCGAUUCUGUAUGCGGAUCCGACGUCCGAACUAGAGACCCUCGAAGAUGCAUUUGAUCUGUCGGUUAAAGGGGUUCUUGAGAGGGUCCAGAGGAUCAGAGAAGAGACUUUAGGCUAGAGGAACCUCAUUUAAUCUUUAGACGUUAAGUGUUAUUGGGGAACCUUAGAAUUUUUGGCAUGUAGAAAAGACUCUCAUUCUCAUGUACAUUCGGUCCCAACAAUAAGAGCAGGAAGGAAGUAGCAAUUUCCAUCUA